Messenger RNA from Artibeus jamaicensis (Jamaican fruit-eating bat), 502 nucleotides. It is a transcript of the gene SMIM18, whose product is annotated as small integral membrane protein 18. The transcript is spliced from 2 exons. Bases 87 to 383 code for a protein of 98 amino acids. The record is from RefSeq and is a predicted model, not a curated record. NCBI's taxonomy places the organism in Eukaryota, Metazoa, Chordata, Mammalia, Chiroptera, Phyllostomidae.
AAGUUUAAAGGAGCGGAACUAGGAGCCAAAAAUACACUGAACCAAGAAGAUUCAAGAGAGCGAUACCAGAAGUGAAAUCUCUAAGAAUGGCCUCCCUGAGCUCCAGCCUCUGGAAUGAAACCACUACCUCUGUUUAUCAGUACCUUGGUUUUCAAGUUCAAAAAAUUUACCCUUUCCAUGAUAACUGGAACACUGCCUGCUUUGUCAUUCUGCUUUUAUUUAUAUUUACAGUGGUGUCUUUAAUGGUGCUGGCUUUCCUUUAUGAAGUCCUUGACUGCUGCUGCUGUGUAAAAAACAAAACUGUGAAAGAUUUGAAAAAUGAACCUAACCCUCUGAGAAGUAUGAUGGACAACAUCAGAAAACGGGAAACUGAAGUGGUUUAGUGCUCUACAUGAGAGGAACAGAAUCUUUGAAGACUGCCUUUAACUUUGAAGAAAAAAUUUUCUUUCUGAGGCCAACUGUUAUUACAAAAUUGACUGACUUUGAAUGAUUAAAAGAUUUC